UAUUUAAGACCACCUUGGGGAGCUUACAUUUCACACAAACUUAUCAAUAGUGAAGCUAGCUAUAGCUCACCAUGGCUUCCACCACAACCAUCAAGCUUGCUCUUUUUUCUGUUCUUACACUCCUCUCAUUUCUUGCAGUUGUCUCAGUUACACCAUUGCAUUUUCAACAUCCACUUGACCCUUUAACCAAAGAAGAGUUUCUAGCUGUUCAAACCAUAGUCCAAAAUAAAUACCCCAUCUCAAAGAACAAACUAGCUUUCCACUAUAUUGGCCUAGAUGACCCUGAAAAAGAUCAUGUCUUAAGAUAUGAAACACACCCGACUCUUGUAACAAUCCCUCGUAAAAUCUUUGUUAUUGCUAUCAUCAAUAGCCAAACCCAUGAGAUAGUAAUUAAUUUAAAGGUGAGAAGCAUUCUCUCUGACAAUGUUUAUAAUGGAUAUGGUUUCCCUAUCUUAUCCAUUAAUGAUCAAGAGAUUGCCAAUGAACUUCCAUUAAAAUAUCCUCCUUUCAUUGCCUCAGUUAACAAAAGAGGAUUAAAUCUCUCUGAGGUGGUGUGUUCUAGUUUCACUAUGGGCUGGUUUGGAGAAGAGAAGAAUAUUAGAACUCUGAGGGUAGAUUGUUUUUUGAAAGAAAGUACCGCGAAUAUCUACGUGAGACCUAUUACUGGAAUCACAAUAGUUGUUGAUCUCGAUCUUAGGAAAAUAGUUGAGUAUCAUGACAGAGAUAUUGAAGCAGUACCAACCGCAGAGAACACAGAAUACCAAUUUUCAAAACAAAGCCCACCAUUUGGACCAAAACAACACAGUCUCACCAGUCAUCAACCACAAGGUCCAGGAUUCCAGAUCAAAGGCCAUAGUGUUAGUUGGGCAAACUGGAAGUUUCACAUAGGAUUUGAUGUACGAGCUGGUAUCAUUAUAUCACUUGCUUCUAUUUACGAUCUUGAAAAGCAUAAGUCCCGUCGUGUACUAUACAAAGGCUACAUUUCUGAACUUUUUGUACCUUAUCAAGACCCAACUGAAGAAUUUUACUUUAAAACCUUCUUUGACUCCGGAGAGUUUGGAUUUGGUCUCUCCACGGUGUCUCUGAUACCCAACAGAGACUGUCCACCACAUGCUCAAUUCAUUGACACAUACCUUCACUCAGCUGAUGGUACCCCAAUCUUGUUGAAGAACGCAAUUUGUGUUUUUGAACAAUACGGAAAUAUCAUGUGGCGUCACACUGAAACUGGAAUUCCUAAUGAAUCUAUCGAAGAAUCUAGAACCGAAGUGAACUUGAUCGUAAGAACCAUAGUGACGGUUGGAAACUAUGACAAUGUUAUAGAUUGGGAGUUCAAAGCAAGUGGUUCCAUCAAGCCUUCGAUAGCAUUAUCUGGUAUACUUGAAAUUAAGGGAACAAAUAUUAAGCACAAGGAUGAGAUUAAGGAAGAUCUACAUGGUAAACUUGUAUCAGCAAACAGUAUUGGAAUUUACCAUGACCAUUUCUAUAUUUACUAUCUUGAUUUUGAUAUUGAUGGUACACAAAACUCAUUUGAGAAAACAAGUUUGAAGACAGUAAGAAUCAAAGAUGGAAGUUCAAAGAGAAAGAGUUAUUGGACCACUGAAACUCAAACUGCUAAGACAGAAUCAGAUGCAAAAAUCACAAUUGGACUUGCACCUGCUGAACUUGUUGUGGUUAAUCCAAACAUUAAAACUGCUGUUGGAAACGAAGUUGGUUAUCGUUUGAUUCCAGCAAUUCCAGCUCAUCCAUUAUUAACAGAGGAUGAUUAUCCACAAAUACGUGGUGCUUUUACAAACUAUAAUGUUUGGGUGACAGCAUAUAAUAGAACUGAAAAAUGGGCGGGUGGACUUUACGUUGAUCGUAGUCGCGGUGAUGAUACUUUGGCAGUUUGGACUAAACAGAAUAGAGAGAUUGUGAACAAGGACAUAGUGAUGUGGCAUGUAGUUGGAAUUCAUCAUGUUCCAGCACAGGAAGAUUUUCCAAUAAUGCCACUAUUGAGCACUUCAUUUGAGCUGAGGCCAACCAAUUUCUUUGAGAGGAAUCCAGUUCUUAAAACACUUUCACCAAGAGAUGUUGCAUGGCCUGGUUGCUCCAAUUAAGACUAUCCAGCUUUUGUGUAUGGAACUGAUUUGCAUUGGCCUUGUGGUCAUAUGAAUAAAUGUUUGUUUGUUUUGUUUGUUGCAUGUGGAAAAAAAUGUAUCGGUCCCAACUAUUCUAGUGCUUUCAUAUCUAGAUUUUGCUAUAAUUGAUCUGCAAGCAAUAAAAUGAAUGGACUACACAGCA
Lathyrus oleraceus (garden pea) is the source of this 2280-nucleotide messenger RNA. Its product is annotated as primary amine oxidase-like. NCBI's taxonomy places the organism in Eukaryota, Viridiplantae, Streptophyta, Magnoliopsida, Fabales, Fabaceae. The transcript is spliced from 5 exons. The record is from RefSeq and is a predicted model, not a curated record. Gene Ontology annotation, biological process: amine metabolic process. Gene Ontology annotation, molecular function: copper ion binding; quinone binding; primary methylamine oxidase activity. The coding region runs from base 72 to 2096 and encodes 674 amino acids.